CUUUUGCGCUUCCUGCCACCUUAGAGCUUUGCCACAAAUUAGCCUUUGCGUGGCCGGCAAUGGAGCAAGUCGUCAAUGCGUUACAGGCACUCUAUGCCACAAGUGACCCGCAAACAAAGAAGCAAGCCGAUGACUGGCUCACGAAGUUUCAGCAGACUCCGGCAGCGUGGCAAGUGUCUGAUACGCUCCUGAGCCAGGCAGAUGCGCCAAUGCAAUUUCGAUUUUUUGCCGCACAAACGAUGCGCACCAAAGUGCAGUUUGAUUUUUAUGAGUUGCCUGCUGACAGCUACAUGAGCUUGAGAGACUCCAUGCUGGUUCACAUUGACAGGUUUCGCGCCGCGGAGCAUCAGCCAAUCCACACCAUGUUAGCGAUCGGCCUGGCCGACCUCGCGAUCCAAAUGGACCAUACCUGGCCCAAUGCUGUCGAGACCUUGUUCCAGCGCUUUGGGCAGAGUCCGGAGAGCUAUCCAACGCUCCUGGAGGUGCUGCGAAUGCUCCCUGAGGAGAACAACAACUACAAACUCAUGACGGACAGCUUCAAGCGUGAAUCUUGCAGCCAAAGGCUUCAAGCUGCAACGCCUCAAGUGGUCCAAUUCCUUCUGAACCUGCAAUGCCCAACAGUGCAAGCGAGAAGGAAAGUUUUGGAGUGCUUUCUGAGCUGGAUCAAGUACACCAACUUGCAAGCCUCAGAUAUUGCACAGAAUCCUUUGAUCCCUGAGUGCUUCAAACACGUGGUUUCCGGCGGCGAUCUCAGUGAAACAGCCACCGACAUCAUCGUGGAGCUGCUGCGGAUGUGUUCCAGCGACAUCUCGGCGUACCAGCCGGUGAUCGAAGUGAUUUUGAGUCAAUUGGGCACUUUGAGGUCCAAGUUCGAGACGCAACUGAGCCGCGGCAUGGAAGUGGCCCUGGAUGAGCAAGACAGCUUGCUGCAAGUGUGCCGCAUCUACGUGGAAGUGGGCGAAUGUUUGGUGCCCCUGGUGAUGACCCAAUGUGCCGACGCGCAGAUCGUAAGUAUCCUUCAAGUGAUCUUGCGCUGCACUGACCUCCCGUCCGAGGAAAUCAGCUCGAUACCCUUGGAGUUUUGGCACAGACUGGCAGAUGAAGUUUGCAGGCAUCCUGAGACUGACGUCAAGAUCGAUCAAUUUCAGGGUGUCUACCUGGAGCUCCUGAGCGCCAGCAUCCGGCGUUGCACCCUGAGUACCACACAAGAUCCCUUUCUUGCGGACGAUGAAAUCGCCGCAUACAGACAAAGGAUUUUGGGCCUGGUCGAGGACUGUUUGGAAGUCCUGACGCCGAAUACUGCAUUAGAACAUGUACUGAAGAGCUUGCUUGGUGGACAGCAAAAUGGAGUCGUAGUUCAAGAGGCGCACUUCUUCGUGCUGACCAUGGUCGCCUCGCGCGCGGAGGUCCGCGAAGGCAGCGUGCUGUGGCAGCUGAUCCAGUCCUUACCGCCCUUGAUCUCGGCAACGGCGCCCGAAGGGGCCGAGCGCGUGGACGGGGCGAUUUUGCACUUCACCAAGAAGACGGCCAUCGAACUGUUGGGCAACCUGUGGCAGUGGGUGAAAACGAGGCCAGACUUUUUAAGAUCAUCUUUGGAGAUGAUCAGCAUGCUUCUGAUGGCUUCUGAUCCACCCAACAGUCCCAACAACAUGUUGGAACGCACCAAGCAAGUGCAGCAGGCGGCAUCCAUGGCCUUCAAGGAGAUCUGCGUCGGGGGCAAACUGCAUUUGCAGGAUCUGGUGCCCCAGCUGACGCAGCUCUACGUCUCUACCAUUGCUUUGCCCAUCCGCAUGCAUCUCUUCAUCGUUGAUGGGGUCGGAGCAGUCGUGGCGAGCCUGAAUCAGGAGGAGACCUUUCGAUCUGCGCUCGAACAUUUGGUCACCCCUCUGGUGCAGGGCUUGAACACUGAAAGGGAACGGCCCGUGGUCCUGAGUGAGAUUUUAGACAGGCUCACGACGAUCAUCCGACAGAUUCACAUCCGCGAGGGCAGUGCAAAAGCAGCUUGUGUGGGUCAGCUGAUCAGCAGUACCUUUUGGCCGGUGAUCCGGCAAUGCUUGGCACAGCACCCUGCGGAUUCCAAGCUGGUUGAGAAGAGCUGCCGAUUGUUGAAGCAUUCUAUGCGCUGUGUGCCCGAUCUAUUCAAACCCAAUUUGUCCGAUGUGGCUCGCACUUUGGUGACUGCAUUUCAACAGCAUCAACAUUCUUCUUAUCUAUACUCUGCAGAGAUCUUGGCUCAUACAUAUGCCAAAGAUCCGGAGAUUGUGCCGGUGCUCACGGAGCUCUUCAAUCAGCUCAGUAGCAUUGGUUUGCAAUGCCUCAUGCAUUCCAAAGACAAGCUGGAAGAGAUCACCGAACUGGUCGAAGACUUCUUUGGGAUGUUUGAAAGAUACUUGAGAUUUGCUCCCAGAAUUGUCUUGGAAGCUCCUACCUUGCAGCCGACUAUGCAGCUGUGGAGCGUGGCGAUUUUCGUGCAGCAAAAGGAAGCGGUGGAGGCCAUCAUCGCCUUCAUCGAGUCAGUCCUCUCGCACAUCGGCGAGACCUUUAAGCUGGGGCGCAGAUAUGCGGAUGAGUCCAAGGCGAAGAUCGGGCAACUGCUGCAGCCACACGCCUUACAGGUGGCUCCGGGCUUCGUCCAAGCCAUUUUUCGACUCAUCGCCGGCGUGCCGACGAAAUAUGUGCAAGACUCGAUCCCUUCGAUCCUAGACCAUCUGCGGAGCGCAUUUUCUCAGGAAUUCCCUGCAUGGCUGGAGGCAGCUCUUACACAACUACCUCCUUCAGUGGGCUCCAAGGCUGAACUACAGAAGUUUGGAGAACACAUCAUCCGCGGGGACGACCAACGCCUCUACGAAGCGAUUCAGGACUUGUGCUAUCGCUGCGAGCAGGUGGUGCUGCGGAGCCGAGGGCAGGCAGAUGCGACCGUCGCCGGCCGCAAGAAGAAGUGAGUCUGUGAGUGAGUCGCCGUGGCGGCAGGGGCAGACUUGCAGGGCCGGCCGGGGCG
Durusdinium trenchii is the source of this 2998-nucleotide messenger RNA. The record is from the annotation of a GenBank genome assembly. Lineage: Eukaryota; Dinophyceae; Suessiales; Symbiodiniaceae.